This is a messenger RNA of Podarcis lilfordi (Lilford's wall lizard), 24077 nucleotides long. NCBI's taxonomy places the organism in Eukaryota, Metazoa, Chordata, Lepidosauria, Squamata, Lacertidae. The record is from the annotation of a GenBank genome assembly.
GGCGCGAACGGGCGCUAUGUCUAGAGCCCGGCUUCUAAAAAUAAACAGCGGAGGAACUAGCGGCGCGCGCGGAGCCGUCGACGGGGCGGCUCGGGACGCCUGUGCGCAGCGGGAUGGCCGAGCAUUUCCCCGGCGGCUGUAGUAACAUAUACCAGCCCAUUACUCAGUGGUAGGUGUCCUCAGCACCACCACGACCUCAUUUCCUGGAGGUAGAGGCGUCUCUUUAUCAGCAGCCCUACUGCUUUUUAGCCCCGCCAGCUGCUCAUUGCAGCAGCAGCAGCUGAAGGGAAAGCCGAGCUGCUUGGCUCUGGAGUGGGCGGACAGAAAGCGAGCGACCCGAUAAAUGACGUGUCAGGAGAGGGAAAUUGGUGAAUAAGUUCGUUCCUCACCCAUUGCCUGAUUUACGUAUAAGCUGAACAAGCUACAGCUUAGGGCCCCACUUUCUUGGGGGUUCCAAAAAAAUUUAAAGGAAAAAAACAACAACUGGGUGUACAUUUCCAAAAUAUAAGAUAAAUAAAAUAAAACCUACAUACAGCAACAGUGUUUUGUGUUGUGUAGGCUGCUAUGAUGUAAGUAAUGGGCCCCGCCUGCUAGCCUGCUCAGCCUAAAAUAUCUCUGCUUUGCACAUUUCUAUAUAUACGGUGCCUACAUUCUGCAUGGACUGGUUGCAUGCAUAAAUUACCAUAUAGCAUAUAUUCAACACAAAAAACAGCAACAAUUUGUUGUUGACAGAGGACAGCUGGACAUGUAAAGAGCCAUAUUACCUUCAAUAGCUUAGGGCCUCGUCAAACCUAAAUCUGGCCCUGCCCCCACCCCACCCAAAAAAUAAGUUUCAAGACACUCUGAGCAGUGAAGUAUUACAGCUGCCUCCAGAGCAUUGUAUUGUGCAGCUCAGAAUUUGCAUGCUUUGAUGAGGGGUAGCAUCUGUCCGAGGUCCUGGGCAAAAGUCUCUCUCCCAGCCCAACCUUGAGAUGCUUUGCUCUGCCAAUGAGCUUGUGGCCCUUCCCUCACAAUUAAUACAUUUGCAAGCAUGGAUUUCGUCACAGUGUUUCCUGAAGGGGCAUUUCACUGCAUUAAGAAACACACAAAAACACCUAAGACAAUUUGCCGUGUGGUUCAGUGUUCCCACCAGCUUCGGAAGUUGGAAAUAAUUGUGCUGUUUGUUUUGGUUGUUGAAUAGAUAGCCCUCAAAUGGCAUCCUUCAAACCUGCUUUUAAUGACACCCAUGCUAUUGUGUAAUAUCUUUGAUUGGGCAUAAGCUGAGAGCAAAAGUAUGAUGUCUGAGGAAACCAGCUUGUUAAACCAAAGUAGGUUUUGGUCUGGUCAGUGUCUGAAUGGGAGAUGCCACAAGUUCCAUGAUGGAACAUAUAUAUAUAUAUAUAUAUAUAUAUAUAUAUAUUUGUUUAUUUAUUAAAUAGGGUUUUUCUGUUUUUGGUAUCAGGUAUGGUUAGUCUGAAUUGUGUGCAGAUUACUGAGUAAGAAGCAUAAGAAGAGAGAGCCAUUCUAGAUUAACCCCAAAUCUAGCAUUUUGUUCCCCCCAAUAGCUGACCAGAUGAUCUAGUAUGCAUAAAUAUAUGCAUUUACUACAUUUUAAUGCCACGUAACAACUGAAGUUCUGUAGGCAAAAUGAAGGUUAAAUGAUUAAAACAGAUUGAAAUAAAAUGAAAUAAUAAAAUACAAAAGCAUUAAAAUAGCUGCAGAAUGCAACCAAAGUGAAACCAACAACCUUGAGAUAUGGAGACACUGUAUUCAAGCAAUUAACAAUUUUAUGGAAUUCAAAUUUGUUUCACAAAACGCUUUGUAAACCCAGAAAUUCCAAGUUCUAAUUUUAUUUUACCUACUGCAAACCUUCUGUCCUUCAAAGUAAACGUGGCAAACCGCAUCUUCUGAACAUAAAUAGGCAUAACAUUUGUUUCCUCUUGGUUCUUCCCCCUCCCCAAGGAUAGCAGACAAUUUCUUUGUAUGUGAAGGAUGCAGUGUGCCACGUUGUCUGCUGUACGAAAUGUAUGUGGAGAACUGCAGACAGGAGGCCCAGACUCAAGUAAAUCCAGCUACAUUUGGAAAGGUAUACACAGUGUGCUGCUGCUACCUUAAAAUGUUAUCGGUUUCGGAUGGAGCUGUACCAGUUUCUGCUCCACUAGAAGCUGUGGGCUCUGGGAGCUGAUUUUAGUAGAACUACUAUUCAUUUAUCAUAGAGAAUCAGUGGUGUUAUAUUUGUACAUACUUAUCAAACAAAUCUUCCCUUCUCUUCAGUAAUCACUUGGUAUUGUAUAUUGUGUUGAGACAUGUGCAGGACACGCCUAUUCAUAAUUGCUCAGUACAGCUCAUUUCAAUGGGAAUUAACUCCCUAUUAAAUCUGCAUACAAUGGCAGCCUUAGGUUCAAAUUAGACCCAGUGGGAGAUUCAAUAUGGUGGUUUUAAUAUGUGUUCCACUCACAACUGCUGUGAGACAUACACAAUGUAUACUUGAGUAAACAUUUCGUAUUUCUGGAUAUAAACUGUCGAGUGAAAAAUGGCAUGAGGCUGCUGUCCUAAACACACAUUCCUGGGAGGACUUAAUGUGGCUUACUUCUGAGUAGAUGAUGUGUACUGAGGAAUACACUGUAAAACAUGUAAAAUAUUCCAGAUAGAUCGACGGAGUGUGGGGGGAAUUACUAGCUGUUCAGUUCAGUAAAUACCAGGUGAGUACAUCACCUGGUGAUAAGUUGAAUGGGUUGAAAAUGUUCUUAGAUGAUACAGGAAGCGCACAAAUAUUUUACCAGUGCGACUAACUCAAAAAAACCUGUUCUUUUUAUUUGCAUUUCUUUUAAGCUUGUUCGGUUAGUGUUCCCAGACUUAGGAACCAGAAGACUGGGCACAAGGGGAAGUGCAAGGUACAUUAUCAUUUAAUUUGUAUUAAUUGAAGAUUUAGAGGCUAUUAGAAAAGUCUAUAGUCAGCUGCUUAUUUGUGCAUUUAAGAGUUCGUGGGUACAGUAAUAUGGAAGGUGAACUUUCAUUCAAAACCAUGGUAGCAACAUCUGUAAACAGUGAAAUACAUUCACAGAGAAAUCUUCAACUCCCUCCCUCUUCUGUAUCUCUUUCCCUUAAAUGUUCUGUGGAUGUUAAAUCAUUUCCCCCAUCAAUCCCCAAGUCUCCCUCUGCCCAGUUUAUUGUACUCUUUUCUUCAAUUUCUUCGCAUCUAAGAUCCCUGUCUCUGUUCCUCACUUCCCCAGCUGUUCACACAGUCCUUGACCUCCUGGCAUCUUUUCCUUUCUGAAAACAGCACACCUGUUCUCUUGCCCUCCAGGCAGUGUGUGUGUGCAUUCACACUAAAUUCAAUUUUUUACUUUCCUUAUAGUAGCUGCGGUUUGUUAAUAUUCUGCUGGUGGCAGUUGACUGCUGAAUGGUGCUAAUGUUCAUAAAUAUUCUAAGAUGGAACAGAAAGAUCAGUCAAUGCUUGUGGUUUUUAACCCACCCACCCUCAUGUGACAUUAGUCUAUAGGCAGAAUUACAUUUAUCACAAAUUGGCAAAUCUUGAAAUAGUGGGGCAGAGCUUCACACUGGAAAACAUGGUGAUCUUUAGAGCAGUUUUCAUAUGAUUAUCGGAGAGAAACUAUUUGUUUUAAGUUGAAUUGCAGCAUAUAAAAAUUUGGCCUGUAGCUUAGUGCUUCUCAAGCAUUUUGAAGUGGGACCCACCUUUAAUUUUAUUUUUCCUCUCUCUUCAGAACAUAUUGAAGAAUAUCUCAUCAGUAGUCAAAACUGCACAUGUUUAUAUUUUAUAUCCAUUUUUAAUGACGACAUAGGUAUAUAGCCAAUGUAGUGUCUUCCAGAUGCUCUUGGUUACAACUCCCAUUAUCACUGACCAUUGAACAUGCUUCCUGGGGCUGUUUUGUUUAUUUAUUUCCACUUGUUAAUUGCUUCCUAUGAGACAUUGCAAAGUCAUUUAACACUGGAAACAUAACAGUGAAAACAUAUAUAAAACACUUGACACAGUUCUAUAUAUAAAACAAUUUCAAAUCCGAGACAGAUGGGGACAAAAGUUUCCCUUAAAAGGCUUGUUGAAAGAGGAAGGCAUCAAAACGACAAUACAGUAGGUGGGAGGGUGGCUGUCUGAUACAAAACCGAAGAAUAGAUUACACCACUCUAGAAACCCAGUUCCUUUGUCCUGCAGAACAAGCCCUCCUGAUGAGGUGGUAUCUGCAGUUGGCGUUCUCCUGCAGAGCACAGUGAUCAGUUGGGUUACAUAAGGAGUGAUUGGGUCUUUUAGGUUUCUGGGUCCCAAAUUGCAUAGGGAAUUGUGCACCAGUACCACAGAGCCUAGGGCUUGCCGAUCAAAAGGUCAGCGGUUCGAAUCCCGACGACGGGGUGAGCUCCCGUUGUUCAGUCCCAGCUCCUGCCCACCUAGCAGUUCGAAAGCACAUCAAGUGCAAGUAGAUAAAUAGGUACUGCUCCAGCGGGAAGGUAAACGGCAUUUCCGUGCGCUGCUCUGGUUCGCCAGAAGUGGCUUAGUCAUGCUGGCCACAUGACCCGGAAGCUGUCUGCAGACAAACACCGGCUCCCUUGGCCUAUAGAGCAAGAUGAGCGCUGCAACCCCAGAGUCAACCGCGACUGGACCUAAUGGUCAGGGGUACCUUUACCUUUACCUUUACCAGCACUAUGAACUUAGCCCAGUAGGCCGUUGGCACCCAGUGUAAUUCUUUCAGCAGCAAUGUAACAUAAUGGUGAUCGUUUGCCCCAGUGAGCAGCGGCAUCCCUGCAUUUUAAAGCUGCAGCUUCUGGGUCAACAUCAGGGGCCGCUCUACAACUGAUGGGAGUUGUAUUCUAAAACAUCAGAAUACAUACGUUGGUUACCCAUAUUCUAGGCAGUACAUAUUGGAAUAGAAUUUAAGCUGUGACAUAGAGCAACAAUGGGGAAACUGUGCCCUCCAGAUGUUGUUGGAAUUCAUCCCUCAUCAACCCCAACCAGCAUUGGCCAGCAGCCAGGGAGGUUCACAGUUGUAGUCCAAUAACACCUGAAAUGCCACAGGUUCCCCACUCUUGUCAUAAAUGGAAGGAGCUUAUUUAUUUAAUGGGGUCACCCAGUAGGAAGGGUGUGCUGUCUGCCUGAUGAAGGAAGGAAGGAAGAACCUAAGACCUGUGGAAAUGGGGCAAGGGAGCAUGUCAUUCAUUGUGCAACCCAGGCAUAAGCAAACUCUGACCCUCCAGAUGUUUGGGACUAAAAUUCCCAUCAUCCCUAGCUAACAGGACCAGUGGUCAGGGAUGAUGGGAAUUGUAGUCCCAAACAUCUGGAGGGCCAGAGUUUGCCUAUGCCUGGUGCAACCCAACAGGACCCACAGUUUUGGUUGCACUGGCUUAGUUGAUUAUCAACAAGGUUGCACAUAGCAUAUUAGGUGGUUAAAGGUGUCACAGGAAGUAUUCCAACAAGGUUGUACAUAGCAUAUUAGGUGGUUAAAGGUGUCACAGGAAGUAUUCCAUUUAUUUAUAUAUUUUGAAUCUCUGACAGAUAUUUACAGAUCAUGGCUGAGAGUUCGCCACGCAACUGGCCUCUUCAUUAAUCUCUUAAAUUUGUCUGUUAUUCUUCAGGUAUCAUUAUGAUGGAAUACAGAUAAAGAAGAGCUCACCCUUCUACGCCUACUAUUGCUAUCUUUUGGCUGAGAAAAGGGAGAACAGGUUUGGUUCUUAAAUAUGUUUCAUGACAAAAUGUGGGUACGGAUAGCUGAAAUUGUAUUUCCAGUGAAUUUACGCCAGUUGGUUGGAUAAUGAUAACCCUGGCACUUUGAGGAUUGGGGGUCCCAGUUUGCUGUGUAGUUGCAACAGAAGCUGUAAAACAGUAUGGGAUUAAGAGUCUCAUGCUGUACCAACUGAGCUAUCCCAGUGUGAUCUUGUUAUUCACAAAAUGUCUUGGUCCAAUCCCAGGUCCAAUGGGUGACAUUUAGUUUUACGGUCAACAAAUAAGAAGAACCAAGCUUGCAAAGGUCAGCUGGUUUAACUGAGACCGUUUAAUGAAGUCCCAGGCAAGAGGACUUCAGAUAGCUUUCCAGUUACUGAUUCAGCUAUUUGAACAGCUGAGGGAUCAGAGUGGGACCCUCUUUGCUAAUUAACUCAAAUUUUGGAUGCCCAUUGUUGAGCAAACAGAAUAUAUUUGCAAGCUCUAGUUGUCAGUUAUAACCUGUUUGAGCAAGAUUCGAUUCGUCAGCUUUUACUCUUAAAUGUCAAAACUACUGCUGCCAAGUUCUAAUUAAACUUAAAAUCAGAUUUGUCGCACAUUGCUCACACACACACACACACACACACACACACACACACAUCUUCUGCAAUGAGCUACACAUCACAGUAGAAGGAUGCAGAUGCCUACAAUAGUAUAUAUGGAUGAAGUGUGGGUUUAAAAAAUUGCUUCAAAAUGAUCCACUUAACUGAGUUGUGCAGCAUGGAGAUUCUGCCUGGAGACUAAAUCAUAUAUUCUACAUUCAUAUUACACAAGGGGGGGGGACAAGUUACUUGUGAAAAUUCAUGGGGUUGAAUCUAAAUGUGUGUUUCCACUAGCAAAAAGCAAUUUCUGCUCUUGGAAUGAUUGUGUUUGAAUUAGUGAUAGAUGAAAAAGGUGACCCCAAAUCUGGAGGGUGAGCAAUGAAUUUGGGGGGAAUUGAACCUAGGACAUACUGGGUAUGGUUUUAAAUUGGGGAAAUAAACUAAUUUAAGAUGACUUUGUCCAGAUGAUUUGGAGGUAAUGAAUGGGGGAUAAUUUAAGGGGAGUUGAAUUGCUUUGGAGGAUAAUGUACUGAGAAAUUAAUGGGGGAUUAAUGAAUUGAAGAGAAAUUAGUUUGGUGUGAACUGCAGUGGAGUGCAAAUUCAUUGGAAAAAUUUACCUGGGCUGAUUAGGGUGGGAAAUUAGUUGUCUUGCCUACUGUGAUGUUUCUACAUAAAAAUUAGCAUAGCCAGAUUUGUUCCUGUGGCCCUAAGCAGUAUGUAGCCAGGCACCUACAAGGUGUUUUACGAAAGUCAGCAAACGUAUUAAAAUACCAGUCUUAAGAAUUUCAUUUCAUUUAUUCAUUAUUUAAAUUUCUAUCUAACCCUUCCUCCUAAAGGAGCCCAGGGCAGCCACAAAAACAGACAACGGCCAUCACAAUAAAAUAAAGCCAUUAAAAUGUAGCAAAAUAAAAAAUGAGCUGGGGAAAAAAUGAACAUAUAAUCUCGGGUAGGCUGUGGAAAAAUAACUUUAACCAUGAUGGGGAUGUGCAGUGUCACCUGACAUGACUCACAGCUAGUUACUGGUUGCAUCCAUUUUCCUUGUUGGGGUAGGCAUCGCAAUAUAAUAUCCACUCAAUUUAGGGCCCCUCCAUAUGCCCUUUUUAUUGUGAAUUCAUGAUUAUUCAUGCUCAUGAUGCUAUUGGAGUGGUUAUAAAUGAGCCCACUUUCAGAAGUGUUUGUGCCUGCAAACAUCUCGGGGUUCAGUUGACUUGCUACAGUGCAAGAGUCCCUUUCCGUAUGGCAGUGAUCACAGCGCAGUCACAGGCCGAAGCCAUUCCUGCCUCACCACAGGCCGCAUCCCUGGUUGGAGACAGAAAUCCGGAAAGGAUUUAUAUGGGAAGACACAAAUAUGCAUUGGGAAGCAUCACAGGGCAACUAACAAAGGGUCCCUCCAGGCUGGUGAUUUAUUGUGGCUGUAUUCUGCAAGCUGUUCUUGACAACAUAAUAAGCGGAGCAAGGCAUGCCGUGUAACGUAAACAGCUCUGUCCAACAGAGAGGAACAGCAAGAGGGCUGUUGCCACCCGCCAGCAUCUGCCACCUGAGGCAGUUGCCUUACUUUGCCUGUGAUAGGGUGGGCUUUGCCUGUUUCCAAAAGCCCCCAGUGUGGUAUGGCGGAAGGUUGUGUGUGUGUGUGCUGACAGGGAAGAAGCAGCCAAUGGGUCUUAGGGAUGCAUGUGAGGGAAUGUGGGUGACGGAAGGAAUCACGGAGUCCAUGGAGGCACAUGCCCUCACAGUGACUUUCGGAGGUGAAGCGUGGUGUGAGCAUGCUCCUCUAGCUUUCUCCUCAGACUCAGGAGGAAACAAACAAAACACGUCACACAAAUUUCCUCACACAAGGCAGCAGGGAGAGGCCAUUGCAGGGUGAUCACUGGACUCAGAGGGCAUGUUCUCUGUGAGUCCUGCUCCCUCAUCCCUGCUUGUAAAAGCAUGAUCCUUUUUCCAUCUCUUUAGUUCUCUCAUUUGACUCAGACUGUAAGCACUCUGAGGCAAAAAAAUAUGGUUUGUUUUGUUCAGUUCUCUAGGGUAUUCUGAGCACCGUCGGGAUGGAUGUUUGCUAGUGUUCUGUGACUACAUAUGGCAAGCUUCAAGCAGGUGCUCAUGUUUAGGGUGCUGACAUCACCGAACAGAGGGAUGAGCUCUCCUGCUUCCCUGUUUCUAGGCAGCAGCUGCAGCCACAAGACCAUGCGUACAGCUCAAUUGGCUCUUGAGGAGGAGCAGGAUGGCGGCCUGAGAGCUGACAAGCUAUGCCAGCCAGCCUAUUGAGAGAGACCACCAUCCAUGCGUGUUGCUAUAGUAACAACAUUCGAUUGGGUGGAGUGCUCUUCCCAGAGUAGCAGGGGCUGGGAAUUCUCAGGAAACGUAUUACUACACUCCCGGCAGUUUAUCCUAGAAUUCAAGUCGAGCUGCUCCAAGGCCUUAUUAAAAAGAAAGAAAGCAAAGUCCGAGUCUUGAAAACCUGGUUUUUCAAUAAGUGUUGCCCACAAAGCAACUUAUACCCAGCUUGCCAGGUGUACCAACUUGAAUAAAAUAUUGAGGGGGGGCAGGUAAGCCCCACCUUGCGUAAUGGAUCACAUGAUGCGGCACACGCACACCAUUUGAAUGUCAAUGCCCAUCAACUUGGCGGAGCGGUGGCCCCUCAAAUAUUUUAUUGAGGGGGUCCAAAGGAACCUCGGCCCCUAUGUGUUGGCUCCUAUGCAUCCUGUACAACCUAUUAUCCAGCGCUAUUUUUCUACAACAAGAGGUGCCAGAACUGACCAUGAACAACUCCCUUGUUCUCGUAUAACAGCAAUGGGUCCCACCUGAGAGGUGCCAGAACUGAAUUCUGGUGAGCUCUGGCUGCAAAAAAAAGCCGUGCUAUUGUCCACCAAGCUGAAUACAGCCUGCUGGUUAUAUAUGGCACCCCAAUGGAAGCUGCUGUUUGCUGGCACUGCAAAAACAGGAUGGUGGUUAAAAACUUGGCAGGCUGUAAUAGAGGAGUACUGGAGUGCCUUUGUCACCAGUUGUGCAGGCCUUCUUUAAUUUGAUUACGGCCAAAUUUGUUUUCUUUUUUUGUUUCUUGCUUAAAUAAUUCUUGCUGCAUUGAAAACUACUUGGGGGCCAAGCAUAAAUCUUAACAGCUCUGGCGUUUGCCACCCUUUAGAACUGCGCCCUCAAGUUCUUAGAAGUUCACAGUAAGCCAGGGAUCAGAAACCUGUGACCCUUGAGCUGUGCUUAGAGUCCCAACUCCCAUCAGCCCCAGACAAGAUGGCUUCUUAAUGGUCAGGGAUGAUGGGAAUUAUAGUAGCAAGCCAAAAAAGCUCAUGCGCUGCCAACGUUUCACCAAAUAAAUACAUACAUACAUACAUACAUACAUACACGCAAACACACAUGUUUGUGUCUGUUUUCAUAACAUGGAUCACGCACUUCCACUGUGCAUUUCUACAUGUUGCAGCAACAUUCAUUUGAUCUGUAGCGGUCCCCUGCUCUGCUAGCUUAAAAGCCAAGUGGGCGACUUUUCUUUUUAUUAAUGUUGAACAACGAAACCAUAACCCUCGUGCUACAAUGCUAACUUGCUUCGGGAUCUGUGGUGUGUGAAAUGGUAGGCUGCGUUUAGUGCCAUGGUAUCCAACUAAACAGUUCUGCUAGCACAAACACUUUGGGUUGUACAGUGACACUCACUCUCAUCUCUCUGUGUGCCCCCAUGUACCCCCUAAGUAAAUUCUGGACGUUCCCCCAAUUCAGACAUAGGGGACACAUGAGGAGAAGAGAGGGAGGUAAAGUUCCGUUGCUCAGUCCCAAGUCUUUAUGUUACUGGAACUGUUUGGUUGGCUAUCACCCUGUGCUUAAGCCAUUUAUAUGAAUGUGCUCCAAACAAGAUGGAACCACCAUCCCACAGAGCUUUGAGUUAUAAAUAACUGAAUCCUGAAGGAUGACAGCUCUAGCACUCUAAUAAAAUGUUAACAAGGCGUUUCCCCAAAGGCAAAAAUAGGAAGAGGAUUUAUCGUUUGAUAGGAACUAGAAAACAGAGGCUGUCCCUGGUCAGUAGGGGCCAAGGUUGACCUAGCAAAAUCCAUGCAUGAAGCUCAGAGCGUAGGUGCCACCACUUCUGUGGUGCUUUUUAGAUGCUUUAAAUUGUUUUAAAGUAUUUUAAAAUACGUCUUUAUUUCAUUUUUAAUUGCCUUGUUUUAUCAGGGAUAAUAAUAAUAAUUUAUUAUUUAUACCCUGCCCAUCUGGCUGGGUUUCCCCAGGGAUGUGUUUGCCAUGUGGGGAAGAACAGCAAAGCAUAAAUUUAAUAGACAAUAAAUGAAAUAAUAUGUCAGCAGCAAGCUCUUGAAUCUGGUGAGCUAGCAAAGAGUCAGCCAGUGCAGUUCUUUCUGCAUGGAUGAAAUAGCUAAGUGCUCCUCUCAGCAUCCUAGCUGCUGAAUUCUGCCCUAGUUGCAGCUUCUGGACCAGGUGCAAAGGCAGCCCCACAGACAGUACAUGCCAGCCAUCUAAUUGUGAGGUUGCCAGUGGCUAAGCUACCCAUGUUAAGGAAAGAACAUAGCUGUCAUACCAGCUGAAGAUGGUAAUAGGCACUCCUUGCCACUAAGAUGUCCUUGGCCUCUAGUGGCAAAGAUGGUUCCACGAGCACCUUCUGAAUUUUGUACCUGUUCCUUCAGAAGGAGUGCAACCCUGCCCAAAACAGGCAAACAACCUAAUUCCUGAACCCAGGAAUCACUUGCUGCCAAGGAUUCAGAGAGACUGUUAGCCCAUCAUAACACCCGGGCAUUGGUUCAUACACUCGCAACCUCUCCUGAUUCAGACAUUGUAGAGAAAUAGUUAACCAAACAGAGCUAUUUCAAAGUAGGUUUUGUUGUUGUCUAUCCUACCACAGUGGGGAGGUUUGCAGUUUUGAGAAUGCGGCAAGUUAUCAGAGCAGUGGCUGCAGAAAAGAGACAGUGAGUAUUUGUUCAAAGCAGAUUUAAUACGAGGUGGCUAUGAGCCAAGGACUGUUAAAACAUCCAUCUGUGAUGGAUCAGUGAAAUGCAACCUGCCGAGAACGCUUUUUAAAAAAGCAUUUUUCUUCCUGGCUAUGAUUCUGCUGUAGGAACUUGGCAGGAGCCAUGGCACUGAAUCAGUAAGCGCAUAAUUAAAUCCUGUAUGCGAGAGACUUUAAGUGUGGUGACCCAUUUCUUUGCUUGCUUCCUGGAAGGAUCAUUAUUGCACCUCAGUCCAUGUACUCUGCUGUGUUAGUCGAUCUCAGGGAAGAGUCUGCUGCUACCUUUAAGUACACAGCUGCAUCACUUGUGAAACAUAGACCCAUAGAAUCAUAGAACCAAAUACAUGAGUGUGACUUGCUGCUCAUACUUUUUUAAAGGUGAAGUCAGGCGUAACAAUUUUAGAGCUGUAGGUUCACUCUGAAACUGCCUCUUCUGUGUUCAGUCCAGUUGUCUCUUUUCCACUCCAUGAUGGAAUUCGGUGGGGGGUGGGGGGGGAUAGAUUUGCAAGUUUGAAACAGAAGCCGGCUGUGUGCAGUGCUGAUUGACUGCCCCACAUCAUGUUCCCAAUAAACCUUUCUGUUCGAGCCCUGGAGCAGUUUAGCAAAGGAACAAGCAGGAGCUAGCCAUACAUGGGUGUGCACUGCUCAACUGACAGUGAUGCCCGUGUAUUUUGUGUAAGAGUAUCAAACCAAGUGUGAGAAUCCUUUGAUCAGGCUAAUGGGAAUGUGAGUUGGAUUACUGGAUAGGAGUGGCUCUGGAAAUACUCUGUAAAAGCACAAUGACAGUCCAAUCCACCCAAAAAAUCCUUCAUGUCAAGUUUGCCCCAGAUCGAUGUGGCUGUUGCAAAUACACACCAAUGCCAAAGGACCCCACUCUGUUAUUUCCCAAUGUUGUGCCACCCAGUAGUAAUAAACAUAGUUGUAAGUGUGUCUUGUAAACUUAAUAAACUGUUGUCGUUUUGCAGAAGGACCAAGAAGCAGUUGGAUAUCCACUUCCUGAAUUCAGGAGAUUUUCUUCAUGGGAGCAGGAGCUAGAAAAGAAAUAUUCCUGUAAAAUGGUAUGUUUGAUAGCAUAACAACCCUUCCAGAGCUGAGAUCAAAUCAAGUGAUGAGACCCUGUUGUGGCUACUGCCACCAAGGACAGCAAGAUUGUAAAAAGCAGGGACUUCUUGGUGGUAGCCCCCAUAGUGUGGAAAUUAUCCCAAAGGGAAACCUACACCCUUGUCCCUUUAAGGUUGACAAGUAAGAUCUUCUAUUUUUAUUAUCCCAAACUUCUGAGUUGCAAUAGUCCGCUUCUGGUUACUGAAUAGAUUUUUUUGUGAUAGGGUUGACCUGUUUGGGCCUGUUUUGGUUGUAGAUUGUUGCAUGGUGCUUUGAAGACUGAAUGCAAUUAUGAAUUCUUGACCAUGGUGCUUUCAUGUUGCCUCGUUUUGUAUCUGUUCCAGGUUUCUUUAUUUGCUGAUGCGUAUUGCACCCACUGCCAGGAAGUGUUGCAGAAUGUAAAAAACAAGGAUCUUGACCAGGUAGGUGUGAUGUUUGUGGUAGGUCUCUGCGUAAACCUUCCUUCCAUGUUUAUUCGAUAGGAAGUUCCAUAUCAUUUCUCUGGCUGUAUUUAGGCCAAAAGUGAUGUGAGGUUAAUGUCUUUGCCAUUGCCAUAUAGGUUUGUUUUAGUUUUUUAAAUGCAAAUAUCAGAUGGUGAGAGAGGCUGAUCAUUAUUAGGAUUGCAGGAGGCAGGGAGGAGGAAUUCAACUCUUUCUUUCUGUGCUGUGGUCCUGAAGAAAACACCUCCUCUGAAAGAGGCUUGGGCAACUCUGGCUACUGUGGGAGCAGAAUGCUGGAAUAGGUGGGUCUUUGGUCUGAUCCAGUAGGGCUCUCGUGUUCUUAAGAUGCUAUUCGCUUUGGGGGGGGGAUGCCUUUGCUCCCAAGGAAACAUGCAUAUACAGUGGUGCCCCGCAAGACGAAUGCCUCGGAAGACGAAAAACUCGCAAGACGAAAGGGUUUUGCGGUUUUUGAGGUGCUCGUAAGACGAAUUUCUCUAUGGGCUUGCUUCGCAAGACGUUCCGUCUUGCGAGUUUGUUUCCUUUUGAAGCGGGAACUGGGCUGGCAGGGAGCGAGCAGGGGAGCGACCUACCUUUUCCAGAGGGAUCCUCUUCUGGAGAGGGCACAGAGGAGGCAGGUGAGCUGGGAUCCAGCGGAUCUGGCUGGGUCUCUGUGCCGCCUCUGCCUCUGCCUCUCUCUCUCUCUCCCCCUCCCCACGUGGCUGCUUCAUUUUGCUCUAACUGCGCGAAGGCAGGAGGAGGCGGGACAAAGGAGGAGGAGGAGGAGGCAUCCACUGUGCUUGGGCGGCCCGAAGGCGCCUUUGCGGGGGUGGGAAGAAGCCGGGAGCAGCUGCCAAGACUGUGGGGAGCCCGGCGGCGUGGCGCAAGGUAACGGGGGGAGCAAGGGAGAGUCCGCGCCGGGCGCUUCGUGCGUCCGCCCUCGGUUCCUGGGCUCAAACUUCCUUUGGCACCUCGUGGAGAGAGAGGGAGAGGAGUGGGCUGGGGCUUUGAUGUGGGACGCGGUUUGGCGGAGCGAAGACGCGGCAAGGCUUGGCGACAGAGGAAGGGGUGCUGUUUUCAUGGGGAGGUGGGAGGGGGUGUCUUUGCCUCUUCCCGGCAACAGAUCCUCCAGGCUGGGGAAACUCCUCCUGCUGGGGAGCGACCCGCUUUGUGCUUUGCCCGCUAUCCCAUUAUAAUGCAGUACCAGGGUGCAUCCGUGCUUCGCAAGACGAAAAAAUCCGCAAGACGAAGAAACUCGCAGAACGGAUUAAUUUCGUCUUGCGAGGCACCACUGUAUGUAAGAUGGUAGCCAUUAAUGGAAUUUCCUCCUUCCCGUAAAUCUCAUUACUCCAACUACUUUAUCCUAAAUCUGUGCUUGAUUAUGAUGAUAUACAGGCAGGCAAAACGAACAGUCCUGUAACCUCUUUUUUUCCUAGAUUUCAUUGCUAAUAUUACACGCUUUAGACUCCCAAGACUUUUAUUUUGCCUCCUUUUUGGAAACAAUGGGGAUCACUACCGAUAUUUUACUUCCGUCUUCUGGGCCAGUUGGAUUAAUUUUUUUUAAGCCAAACAUGAGUAGAGCAAGUCUUCUUCUACCCCCCCCCCAGCCCACCACCAUUAUGUGGAGAUGCAUGUUCAGGAGCAGUGUAGCCGUUGCAUUAGGGGAAGGAAGCAUUCCAGGGGAUUCCCAACAUCUGGGAAGGCAGCAGAAGCACAUGGUGGGUUCUGGGCUGAGCAAAUGUCCUUAAGCUUCUUUUCCCAACAAUAAAUGACUUCAAUGUUGCAGUGAAAAUUCAUUAAGUAUGUGCUCCUUUAGGUGGAAGAGCUCUUCACUUCUUUCUGGAAGUCUCUGAAGCCUGACGCAAUAAUGUUCAUGUCCCAGGCAGAUGUUUGCCAGCUGUUUCAGUGCUAUGACAGGCAGCUCUUCCAGGUACCACUUUUCAUAUAUUAGACCAGAGGUUCCCAAACUUUGAGUCAGACCUUCUUUGGGAGAAGUGGGGCAAAAGUGUGCAGAUAAAAGCGAAGUUCUUCAACCAGGUGGGCAUUUCCUUGCUUCUGCAGCUAAUACAUGUAUGGCUUGAAUGUCCCCUGGUUGACAGAGAAACCUUGUAUAUUCAUACAGAAUUUGUGGGGAUGGCUGCAUUCCUAGUCCUUCAUCAUCUCAACCUCACUUGGGGAGAAAGAAACCCUAGAAGGGCUGCUCUCGUUAUUCCAAUGAUUGGUGCUCAUUUGUGAUUUUCAGAAGGUAGUGUACAUGGUUCUCCUCCCGAUUUCAUCCUCACAACCCUGUGAGGUAGGUUAGGCUAAGAACAGACAGUGAGUGGCCUGAGGUCACCCAGUGAGCUUCAUGGCUGAGUGGAAAUUUGAAUCCUGGCCUCCCAGGACCUAGUCCAGCAUCCUAACCACGAAGCCACACUGGCACUGAGAUUUUCUGAGGAGAUCUUAUGAGGAGACCUUAUUAUGAGCCCCUUUGCUGCUUAGUGUGGCCAUGUGUCCUACUUUACAGUGGAGAGUUUGAAGGAGUCCUCUACUUGAAAGCUCCUGCAAGCAGUUUCAGGUUUAACAUCAAGGGCUCUGUAGUUGCCCAUAAUCAGUUAGCACCAAGACAGAAGACUAUACAGGCACACAGGUUACCUAAUCACUGUCUUCUCCAUCAUGGUGAGAUAUGUUACUUGCAUUUCUAUUUAAAUUGUAGUCAUCAUUUCUAAUUUUGCAUCUGUACAUACAAAUUUGUAAGUGCAAACUUUAUUCAGCUGCUUGUUGCCUUCUAUAUCCUCAUGAAAAUUCAUCAGCAUUUUAGUGAGAAUUUCUCCUAAUGACUAACACACAUAUUUUUGUAUGUUAUUGAACAAUAUGAGUUUUGUAGGUUAUUUUCACUAACAUCUUUAUUUAUAAUACAUGCAUACAUAUUUUUGGCAAACAUUGUGUGGUUGGAGAACUUCAUUGCAAAAUUCGGGUAAGUGCAGAUUUCUAAGGAAAGAUGUGUGUUGGUUUGCAUAUUGUUUCAGAAGGUACUGAUUUGAUAGAUUCAGCUUUAAAUGCAAAAUGGAUUCUCGUCCAACCCUUGUUACAGCAAGAAACCACGCUUCUCCAAGUUUGUAAUGCAGAACUGUUUGUAAUGUAAUGCGGAAUUGCGGCUUCUACUAAAGUGAAAGCAGAAGCUUUCAUUUUUCUCUUGCACAUUAAAAGGGAGAAGGGGCUCACUGUGGUCAUUCCUAAUCUCGUAAACCUAAACCAUGGUUGAAGUAAUUGUCUGAACUGGGUCGCUGUAUUUAAUCCUCAAGAGGAAAGUAAUUCCUAGUCCCUUCAGUGGUUUGGGACAAUCUGUUGGGAAAUAAUCUGUUUUCAUGUUGUGUUCAUUGCAUUUGCCUUUGGGUAAGAACUAUCCAAUACUUUUAGGAAAUGGAGAAGAUUCUGCUUCAUGAUUUUCUGGAAGAUGUCUCUAUACAGUACCUCAAACUGGUCAGAUUAUUCAGCAAAAAUAUUAAAAACUGGCUGCUCGCAACUAUGGAAGACCUCCCACCGUUGUUGGGCACCUCUAAAAUCAAAGGUAUGUUCAAGUAUUGUGAACUUGAAAAGCAGGGUCAAUAUUCAUAGAUAUGAGCUGUUCAAACUGUUUAGUAAUGCAGGCUGUAACACAAGUCGUUUAGAAUUAAGUGGUGGUGAAUCAUUAUCAUUUGUUUCUUCCUUUCCUCUCAGAGGUGACUUUGUUUAUAAAAAGACUUCGGAGGAAGACUUACCUUGCUAACAUGGCAAAGGUAUGUAUCCCAAAGGUGAAAGCUGAAGUCAGUUGCAAUGAAUUAAUUGACAAAAACGUUCUGUAGGAUGGAUCAGUCACAGGCCUAUGUUUACAGUUAUGUUGUGUUGCUGGACAUAGUGCAGUUAUGAGAUGCUGCCUCCUUCUGGACAGAAUGUGGAAUGGGUGGAGGACUUGGGCAGGUUGGUGGGGAAAGUAAGCUGUAAUGCAGAGGUAUGGAGCAGUACGAAAAUCAUUUCCCCUGUGUUCAUUGCUGAGUACCAAAGCAUCAUCACCGCUGCCACCGUAGAACCCCUCCAAGCCCCAAUUCUGGUUCAAUGCUAAUAAUAAUAGUGACUGUAUUACCAGUUAUUAAUUGAUCAUGAUAAUGGUGAUGAUAUUGUGUGUUAUGAGGAGGUGAGAGGGAUCAUCAGCAAUCUGAUAAGCCUGGGUUGUAUCCAGUGUUAGCUAUAUACUGAGAUUAAACCCUUGGAAAGUGAGUGGGGUUAACCAGUGUGUUGUAGUGGUUAAGAGGGGUAGUCUCGUAAUCUGGUGAACCGGGUUCGCUUCCCCGCUCCUCCACAUGCAGCUGCUGGGUGACCUUGGGCUAGUCACACUUCUCUGAAGUCUCUCAGCCCCACUCACUUCACAGAGUGUUUGUUGUGGGGGAGGAAGGGAAAGGAGAAUGUUAGCCGCUUUGAGACUCCUUCAGGUAGUGAUAAAGCGGGAUAUCAAAUCCAAACUCUUCUUCUUUUUGCUUUCCCCAAGACAUAAAUAAUGUGCACUUUUUCUCUCUUCAUUUACAGACCAUGAGAAUAGUCUUGAACAACAGCAGGAGGGUCAAUGUUUUGAAAUCGGACAUGAACGCAAUCAUUACUCAGGGGUUUUCGGACAUUCCUGGAAGCUCGCUGCAUAUUGCAUUUAGAAAUGUGGAUGAAAUUGAAAGUGGCACAGAGCUGAAAUGUAGCAGCACAGGCUCUUACUAUUUUCCUAUUUGAUGGAGUACUUUGUUCACUUUUUCUGCUAGAAUAUGAUAGAGAACCUCUUCCUCUUUCCUUGAUACAAAAUGUUUUUCUUAUGUGGAUAUCACAUGAGGAUUAUUUCACAGUUUGCUCUUAGUUUCAAAUGUGGAUGUCCGUCUUCCAAAUUCUUUUGUGACAUUUGGUUUAGUUUGGACUCUUGUUGAAGUUUUAUAUGACUAAUAAGGUUUCUCUUUAUAUUAAUUACAGUGGGCAUGGCUGUGAUGAAAGGAAGUUAGCACUUGGGAGAACUUCCUGUGCAAAUUAGGGCAAUUUUCAUCAGAAAGUUUUCAGUUUGCUCUGGAAAGUUUUCUCAUGCCCUAGAAAGUGCUCUUGUCCAUUUUACCUGUAUUUAGUGAUUUUUUUUGAAACUGACAAGCUUGCUCUAAUACUGUGUUUGCCUUUGGCGUUCUUACUAAGGAACUGACAAAAUAGGAAAACUUUCAUGCCACAUCACUGUUGAAGUUAUAUGUUGCUACUUGAACUAACACCCUUUGUUGGACACUAAUAUCAGAAGACCUAACUGAUCAAAGUAGAUAAUAUUCAUAGCAAAGCUUCUUGCUUGUAUGUGAAUGGGGAAGUCAUAAUUUUAUCAACGGACACAAGACAUGUGUGUCUUGAACAACUGUAACCUUAGUACAGAGAUGCAGUCCUACACAUCAAAGUAUCAUAUGAUUCUUUGCAUCAAAGAAUAACAUUUUCAUUGACUAAACUUUCAUGGUUUCCCUGCCUUACAUUUUCAUGUGACAAAAACAGUUGACACAGUCCAGCCCAAGCUGGAUUCAGUAGGAACACUAAGUUGAUUCUUAAUCUCAUUCAAAUGAAUUGAACAUAAAAAAUGUUGAAUUUCAGCUGCUCUGUGCACAGUAUUUUUCACAUAUAAGAACAAACACACAUUGAUUGACUAAAGCCCUAGUUCUCCGUAGAGGCUGCAGUGAAGUUUGGAAUCAACAGGCCAUAAAAACAAGAUCCUAUUUAACUAGAAGUGAAUAAGAAAACAUAUUGUCUUCAUAUAGUUGUUUUAAAAUUUUUUUGUCUCUGUUAAGUAUAAAGAGAUUUAAACUAAGGAACAGCCUUGAGCCAUCUAUGAGCCAGUGCAUAUUCACUUGUUUUAUAGGCUUGAAUAAUCUGAUGUCUUCACUGGACACUUCGACAGAUAUUAGGGUUUUGCUAAAUUGUUUGUCCUCGGACCUUGAGGCUUUCGUGAUUCAGGUACAAAAUUAGGCGGUCUUAGAGAUACUGUGUUUAUUUCACGAGAGAGACGGUGAUGCUCCUGAAAUGAAGCUGGUGUGUGUGCAUUUAUAUGAGAGAAAGGUGAAGGAGGGAGAAUAGGGUGACCCUGCUCACUGCCAGCUCUGGACUUGUCCACUUUGCCCUCCUCCCAGUGUCAAUUUGGCUCCGCCCACUGCGGGCAUGAGGUCCCUGGCAAGUUGAUUAGCAGAAACAUAGCCCUUGGUCUGGAGAAGGUCAUCCCAUCCCCACUGCAUACUUUGUACAAUGACCCAUACACACACACACACACACACACACUCAUAUGAGAAGUUUCUACACUAGUUGAAAGUAGUUGAACUGAAAUACUUGUGUGCUUGGAGUGUGGGUGAGGAUCAAUGCUAAAAUAGAGGGACCUUUCAGUAUGAUCUCAAAACACAUAAAUGCAAUAUCUGAAGAAGUGCACAUGCACACAAAAGCUCACACCAAUAGCAAACUUAGUUGGUCUCUAAGGUGCUACUGGAAGGAUUUUUAAAAUUUUGUUUCGACUACGGCAGACCAACACAGCUACCUACUUGUAACAUAAAUGCACGUAUACGUUCAACCCUGUUCCCAAAGUCUCAUUCACUAAAGCAGCUCCUAUUUCUUUAUAAGCACAUCCUGGUGGUAUGCCAGAAACCACUAGACAGCUGUCCCAUGUCUGAAGAAAUUUAUCCAUAGUGGAAGAAAAGUACUACAUUUAUAUCCCAACUUUCUUCCACCGUGGAUUUUGGGGCAGAGUUCCCACACUCCUAAUCAUAUAAAAAAUGAGCUCACUGGAGUGUAAUGGGACUUAACUCUCAGGGAGGCUGGUAUAGGUUUGAAGCAUUUGUCUAUGCAGUCUUUGGGGCCAUGUUACAAUGAAAUGUCUUUGUGUGACUCUUUGCAGCCAAGCAAGAAUCAAGAAGAGUUCAGAAAGCUCGCUGCUAAUUUCCAGCUGAGGUGGAACUUCCUCUUGACGUCUGUCAGCAGGGCAAUGACCCUCUGCCACACUGAGAGCUUUGGUCAGUGAUGUCCUGCGAUGGUCUUUUGUAGGUCGUAUUCUGCUGUGAAACAUAUUUGGUGGUCAAGAACUUGGGAUCUUGAACAAGGAGCCUUAUGCCAUGAGGGCGGGAUUCUUAUCUAAUGAGCCACCUGCCUCAGUGUGUGCUUAUGACUUGUGCGCUUGAGGCCCACGAUGGAAGAGGAGUCUGCUUUCAGGUGGGGAGGGGGCCUUCAUAUUGCAAAAGGGCUGUGGAGAUAUUGCAAACAGAUUGUUGAGGGGUUUUUGGGGGGGCCGAUCGGAUUUCCUCCAGAAAGUGUAAAUCCAGAUUAAAUGAGGAGGGUUGGCAUUUGGAUGGCAGCUAUGUCACGUAGAAGCUUCAAAAAAAAGCUUGCAUGCAUCGUAAGCAUGGAUCCCACAACAAAUACCCCCUCUUUAUGCCAUGCAAUUAAGAACAAUAUGGAUUGCUCAGAGUCAGGCAUGGCAUAAAUCAGCCUGCCAUACUUAGAACCUCAAUUUCUGCCCUUAAUGUUGGCCCUACUACCAGUAGUAGACCUUCCCAUCCUUCUCAGACAUUGUGUCGGCAGCAGUGAUACUUGUUUGUUGCUGGCCUGGGCAACCAGUGUGGUGUAGUGGUUAAGAGCAGUGGACUCGUAAUCUGGGGAACCGGGUUUGCGUCUCCGCUCCUCCACAUGCAGCUGCUGGGUGACCUUGGGCUAGUCACACUUCUUUGAAGUCUCUCAGCCCCACUCACCUCACAGAGUGUUUGUUGUGGGGGAGGAAGGGAAAGGAGAAUGUUAGCGCUUUGAGACUCCUUCGGGUAGUGAUAAAGCGGGAUAUCAAAUCCAAACUCUUCUUCUUCUUCUUCUUCUUCUUCUUCUUCUUCUUCUUCUUCCUGCCUAACCACAUUUCCCCAAAAGUAAAAUAGAUGCAUUGUUGGGAAAGUCUAGUAACUGAACAAAGAGAGGCAGGCAACCCAGGCCAUUCAAUCCAGCAGGCAUUGUACAUUGCUCUGAGCAUAUGACGGAUGGUGCACAUACUGUAAAUGCCUGAAAGACCACCUGCUUCCCUACAGACCCUUUUGGGUGCUAAGACUGGCAGAGGGGGUAGCUCCUUUGCCCUCAGAAGCUUGGGGUGGCAGCCUCUAAGUUGUGGAAAUUCUUCACCACAGAGGUGUGUCUGGCAUGUUCAUUACGCAACUGCCUGUGAAGGCUGAAGAUGCACCUCUUGUGAACUUCCAGAUGUUAUUGGACUCCCAAGUCCCGUCCCUGGCUAUUAGCCAUGCUGACUGGGGCUGCUGAGAGUUGAUGUUCAACUACGUACAUCUGGAGGGCAUCAGAUUCCACAUUCUUGUUGUAAACAGUAAGGCAAGAGGGAAAUGAAAUGCAGGAAGUACAGACAGUGAUAGCUGUGUUACAGACAGUGACCACAAAACAGCUUUGAUGGUAACGCAUUCUGGCACUGGUAAGCUGAUUGACACAUGUAGUGUGAUUCAAAAACAAAACAAAGCACUUGAUAAAAGAUACAGAUUUAGAAUCUUUUAAAGAAGACUGGAAACCAUUCCUAGUCUAUAUGUAAAAUUAUUUCUCAUAUGCAAAGACCACAGCGGGGUUUGAAGUGUAAGAAAACAGCAGAAUACAUUAAGAAACAUGUUAGAGAGUAUGAAAUUAGAUAAGAUGGAAACUUUAAAAUGCAAUUGUUCGUGAUUUGAGUUAUAAACAUUGAUGUUGGGUGAGCGGGAAGUCACUAGUUUUGUUAAAUUGGAAUAUAAUUGUUGAGCAACAAAUUACUUUUUCUAUAGGAAAAAGAAUAAAAUAUUAUUACAAAAGAAAAAACAAAACAAAAAAACCCCAACCACUUUGUCCCGGUGCAAACUUGUGCAGUUUUCAUUUGAAGUUUCUUUGCUCCAGGAUGACCACUUUAAAAUCAGUUAAAGUCAGUCUUUGUGCUUCUAGACAGAGAUGUUUGUAGGUGUGGGGCACUUCGAAUCCAUACAACAGUCACCUGCAAAACAAGGGGAGGUUUGUUGCCAGUUCAUUUACUGCCCUCUGGAAAUACAAAUUGAGUCAGCAACUCCUUGCCUGUUACAAUAGUGCUGAUAAGUAGGUUUUCUGAGAUGUACUUCCUCUCUUAACUACAUCUUGAUUUCAUCCAGAGCUCUGGGACUCACCCAACAGCUCCUCACCAGAGAGCAGCUAAGAGGGAAAAAGCCCUGCUGUUCUGCAAACCAUGCAGUUUUAACUCCUUCCUUUGCAGGACCUGCUUGGGGAAGUUCAAAGCAGUGGGAGAAAUGGCUCUGUAGUUCUGUCCUUUGCAACUAUGCAAAAGUGUCCAUGUACUUUUGUAUGUAAAGGACAACACAAAUACCCUCCAAGUGUGAGGUCACUGGUUGAUUUUUAGAGCUGAGUGCCAUCUCCCCAUUCCUAUCUCAAUGCUAGCCAAUGCACCCCUUUUGCCUUUUCAUCUGACUAGGAAGGUCUAAUAGAUGGCUCCACAAUUUAUCCCAUCUGUUUUUAUUUUUUUUAAACCUAGGCUCCUGGCAUUUGUUCAAUUUGCUUCUGCUUGAAUAUGUUAUUCACAUACUUCAAACCCAUGUGGAGGAGGAAGGAGAUGGGGCUCCAUUGACGAUGACGCAGGAUUCCUUGGCUCUUCAACCAGUCUGUCUUCUGGACGAUUUUGCAGCUGAACAGCCUGAUGGUGGGGAGGCAGCACCAACUCGAAUCAUUCUGACCCAGAGUCAAAGCGACAUUAACUUAAGUAGCAUUAUUCUGAAGGUCCUCAGCUGCCUAGUAGAUGCUGACACAGGCAACAAGGUAAAAACCCAGUUCUUCAUAUUUGCUUCUGAAUGAGAAGUGGAAAAUCAGAUUGUUGGAAAUGGAUGCAUGCUUGAGGCAUGUACACAGGGCUCUAUCUGUGCUUGUGAUAUCUGUGAACAUCAAAAGGUAUUCCCAGCAGCUAUGAUCAAGAGUAGGUGAAUUUCAUUUCAGCUUUGAAGUAGGCCACCCUGAUGGGCUUUAUACCAGACCAUGAGGAACUUCUGGUGUUCCAUCAUCCCUGGUCAUUGGCCAUGCUGGCUGGGGAUUUUGGGAGUUGAUGUCCAAAAAACAUCUGCCACAGGUUCCCCUGGAUUCAAGUAUUCAGAUUACUACUUUCAGCCAAUAAAUCCUUCUGUCUGCUACAGUCCUUUGGAGGUUUCUGACUAUGUGAAAGCUCUGAAAGUUCCCCAGCUUUUAUAAGCAGCAAAAGGGCUGGUUUUAGGAGGACUAAGACAUACUGCCUUGCUGCUCUUGGGUGUUAUCUGCCUUGCUUUUGCUCUGGACACUUCCAUUUCAAAGUUUUUCAGAGGAGCACGAGAGAAAGAGAGAGAAUAAACAGAAUUGUGUUUAUGGGCUCGUCCAGACUUCAUUUUGUGCUGCGUUUCUAGGCACAGGUCUGUGCUUUAAAGCUCAGUGUCUAAGCUGUGGAAAACCAGAAUUGCCUUUUUUCUGAUUCAGCAUUAAUGAAUGGAAAGUGCCACUAGGGAAAGUGGCAGAGCGAAAAAAGGCGUGCUUGAACGCAGAGCUUUAAAACACUGGCCUGUGCCUACUGUGAGCAUGGGGGGAAAGUAAGUGAUAGUAAGCCCUGAGUCAAUCCUGUCUUCCCACAGCAAUGAUAGUGAUAUUGCAUCUUUCUUUCUUUCUUUUUUUCUUAUGUGCAGCUUAUCCAGGUAGUUCUGGAAGACAAAGCAUCUAAAUGUUCAGUUAAAAUGAAUCUUCCUGUUGGACAGGAAGCACUUGUUACUCUAAGAGAUGGGCAGAAAUUUAUCAUUCAUACCUCUGACCCGCAAGAAGACUGCAGCAGUGCUUGGGAGGAAACAAAGCAGAUCUGAAAGACUGUUUGACGAACAUCUGCAAAAAAAAAAAAGUGUUUUGCAGAUAGUUGAUUUGAACAUAGAUUUUGCACAGCCUCGGUGUAUAUUCUGUGGAAGUAAGUAGUUUUUAUGAAGAGCAUGCAUACAUUUUUAAAAUUGUGUCAUUUUUCUGAUGUAUUUUAGCUGCCUAGCAUGCAUAGUUAAUGAAAUUUCCCCCUCCUUGGUGUCUUACGUUCUAUAGCUGUUGUAGGAAGUAACACUAACAAUUUUGUUAAGUUUAGUAAAUAAAUUUCAGGUGACAUUCCUGCGUCAGUUGCAAUUGUAAUGCUGAAAAAUGCAAACCAGUGACAAUAUGUAUUGGUUGAGCCCCAUAAUGUUAAUACAUACAGCACCAUGACUGUACAUGGCAUUUUACAGUAUAAACGAUUCCUCCCACCCACUCCCACAAGAAACCCUGUUCUAUGGAGCUUGCAAUCUAAAGUUUAAUAACAAGGAAAGGCCAUUGCGCCAAUACAAAUA